AUGCAACAUACAAAUGCAAACAAUCAUAUGCACACACAAUUCGAUCAUCCCCGAACAGGCGAGAUUUCGUUUUUAUCACGAGGUAGGGUUUUCCUGCAGAAAAGUUCAUUGGUCAGGGUAGGUUCUAACUAUUCCCACCAGGCUAAGGCUCCCAAGGGUCUCCACUCUCCAGCCCUCCAACCAUGCUCAGCACUAAGGCCAGAGUCGGUCUUGUUGCCAAAAGAGGAAGGUUAUCACCUUGAGUGGUGGUUUCUGAUCACACUGGUGGGGCGCCAGUGGAGUCGCCAUCUGUCGCCGCCUCCCAAAAAACGAAGGGGCGGUCGGAGCGACGCGAUG
Messenger RNA from Sphenostylis stenocarpa, 336 nucleotides. Lineage: Eukaryota; Viridiplantae; Streptophyta; Magnoliopsida; Fabales; Fabaceae. The record is from the annotation of a GenBank genome assembly.